GCAGCUAAGGAGCCGGCCUGCAACCUGCCGGGGCGGCUCUGGUAGGCGCAGCUGGUGGAGCGGCCGCCUCACACCUAGCACCGGAGGGAUCCGGUUGAGUAGGCGGGGGACGCGGGGCGUCGCUCUCGUAGCCCUUCUCCUCGCCCCGCAGUGGACGUCUCAGAGGCCGGCAGGGCAGAGUAACCCCGUGCCCCGCCCCUUUCCUGUCAUCUUUGGGACACCGCAGCGACAACCCGAAGAGGGCGCAUCACAAUAGGGCGGUUUAUCUGAGCAGGCUGGACCUCUAUGAGGGAGAAGGAAAUGGAACACCUACAUGUCUAACUGGGUUAUGGGUGCUACAUGUGUGCUUUCAGAGCAAUAGUGUGAGGAAACUUGAAGUGGGAUGGCAGGACGGCCUCAUCCCUAUGACAGUAACUCCAGCGAUCCAGAGAAUUGGGAUCGGAAAUUGCAUAGUAGACCUCGUAAACUUUAUAAACAUUCAAGCACUGCCUCACGUGUUGCUAAGGGAGGAGUCGACCACACUAAAAUGAGCCUGCAUGGUGCUAGUGGAGGACACGAGCGGUCGAGAGAUAGACGAAGGUCAAAUGACAGAUCACGAGAUUCAUCUCAUGAGCGAGCCGAGUCUCAGCUUACUCCUUGUAUUCGAAAUGUGACUUCACCAACACGACAGCACCAUGUUGAACGAGAAAAAGAUCAUAGUUCAUCUCGUCCAAGCAGUCCUCGUCCUCAAAGAGCGUCCCCGAAUGGCUCCAUGAGCAGUGCUGGGAGCAGCAGCAGAAACAGCAGUCAGUCGAGCUCAGAUGGUAGCUGUAAGACUACCGGGGAGAUGGUGUUUGUGUAUGAGAACGCAAAAGAAGGCGCGCGGAGCGUGAGGACAUCUGAGCGAGUGACACUGAUAGUGGACAACACCAGAUUUGUCGUGGACCCGGCCAUUUUCACUGCGCAGCCAAACACGAUGCUGGGCAGGAUGUUUGGGUCCGGCCGAGAACAUAAUUUCACACGUCCCAAUGAAAAGGGAGAGUAUGAGGUGGCAGAAGGAAUUGGUUCUACUGUGUUUCGAGCUAUUUUGGAUUACUAUAAGACAGGAAUCAUCCGCUGUCCUGAUGGUAUAUCUAUUCCUGAGCUGAGAGAAGCAUGCGAUUACCUAUGUAUCUCUUUUGAAUACAGUACAAUUAAAUGUAGAGAUCUCAGUGCCCUUAUGCAUGAGUUAUCAAAUGAUGGUGCUCGUAGACAAUUUGAAUUUUAUCUGGAAGAAAUGAUCCUCCCUCUCAUGGUAGCAAGUGCCCAGAGUGGGGAACGAGAGUGCCAUAUAGUGGUGCUUACAGAUGAUGAUGUGGUUGAUUGGGAUGAGGAGUAUCCACCACAGAUGGGAGAGGAGUAUUCACAAAUUAUUUAUAGCACAAAAUUAUAUAGAUUUUUCAAGUACAUUGAAAACAGAGAUGUGGCCAAAUCAGUUUUGAAGGAGAGGGGUCUUAAGAAGAUUAGAUUGGGAAUAGAAGGCUAUCCUACCUACAAAGAAAAAGUAAAGAAAAGGCCCGGAGGUCGCCCUGAAGUCAUUUACAACUAUGUCCAAAGACCCUUUAUUCGAAUGUCCUGGGAGAAGGAGGAAGGAAAGAGUCGGCAUGUAGACUUUCAGUGUGUGAAGAGUAAAUCUAUCACCAACCUGGCAGCAGCUGCCGCAGACAUUCCCCAGGACCAGCUGGUAGUCAUGCACCCUACUCCACAGGUGGACGAGCUGGAUAUCCUCCCCAGCCACCCUGCCUCGGGCAAUAAUGACCUCGAUCCUGAUGCACAGAAUCCAAUGCUGUGAUGCUGAUGUUCCUGAAACCAUAGCCUGCUACUCUUCACAGUGACGUCGUACUCCUCAUUCUGCACUGCGAGGCCACUUUUCUUCAUUGUGAGAUGCACAUGUUUAGGAUACUGCAGUGUAGGCUUUUUUAAAGACCAAAGGUAGCUGAAUGGUUUUUUAAUGAGUACAACUUUAGCAUCCUGGUUCCAGUUCUAUAAAUGUAUUUGUUUACCAGUAGGUUUGUGGAAUUGGUUCUUUGUACGGGGACAGUCCUUUUUCACACAUCUCGGUCUCAGAAGUCGUGGGAAUUGGCAGCUGGGGUACUUUCAGUGUAGAUUGGUACUCAUCAUGCCCCAGAUAAAAUGCAGAAUAUUAAGAGUUGCACUUUAUAGAGGGUGGUUAAAUGAAGCUGUUGAAGCCAUGUUAGAGUGGUGGUGCACAGUAUAACACAAGCGCUUCUAUCAGAGUAUUCCUCAGUACAGUAUGGGUAGUUGGCCCACAAGAAGCAAAAACAUAUUUAUCUUGAGUUUGUUUGAGUGAUGAGGAGAGAUUUGAUGCUCCUAAUGUUGGUUCACUCAUCUCCAGAGCCCUGAACCCCUUUACAGUGAGUCAUAUGCAGGAAGGGUGAACGUCAGGAGAUGGUUUACUGUCCAGUCUGCCUUACCCUUAAUCAGUUCAGAUAUUUAUUUACUAAUGCUUUUUUUUUUAAGAGUUAAGGGAUAGGAAAAUGAACUGUUUGCUCUUCAUUUACUAAAUGAUUGUAAACUCGAGUUUUUCAUCAAAAUAAAAUUCCAUUGUUUUAAUGUUUCUGACCACUUUAUAAAUAUGUUGACUAGAUUCUGUGUCAUGUAUGCGUAAGUAUAACUAGAAAUCAAACGGUAGCCCAAAGAGCUCUUUGGCAUAUUUAUAAGAGGCACUUAAGUUUCCCAUAAAUUCUGAAAAGUCACUCUAAAUCCAAAGCAGUUGAUCAGGAUUUUCAGGAUCUGAAAGUAGAGUGACUCUGAGCCCUAAGUUUCAGUGUUAGUUUCUGAUUCAUCAGUCUGACUGCUCUGUUCAGCAAAUUGUUUAAAUAGUUGAUGGUCUACAACAAAGAAAGUGUUUUUAGUGCUUUAGGUCUUGAGAUCACUUAACUAUUAAUAGUCAUGUGUUGUACAGGACUGUCCUCUAAGCCACUUGAAGUAUUCAGCUGUACCUGCUUGCCAGGAGUUGUCUGUUUGCAUCCCCCACCCCCAGGGAGGUAUGGAGAGAAUCACGAGACCCUCACCUGGGUAGCCAGCUCUUCUACCUCCUGUUCUUUAACUGCAGGUGGCCUCAGGGAGGGGCUAAGAGUAUAUAUGGGUAAAGGCUUUCUCAAGUGGCUUUUGGGGACAGGAGCAUCCCUCUAGGGAACCUCUCACUUAUGCUCUGUAAGGAAGCCCAUUAAACCAUUGGUUCCCAGAGUGAACUUUGGAUUGGUGGCAUCAUGCCUCGGCCUGUCAAUGGGACACAAAAGGGAGGGUUGAUGUUGCUUAUGUCUCUACGUGGGAAGGAGUUCUAGCAGCACCAUAAAACUACAGGUCUUAGAGAAGCCAGUUUAUGAUCUUGAAUUCAAAGGAUUUAAAUUUAGAGUUAACCAUCUCUGUUUUCAUAUAAAUUGAGAUGGCUACAUUUGGGAUUGAACUAUUUUUGUAAUAUGUCUGAGCUAGUAGCCC
Alexandromys fortis (reed vole) is the source of this 3480-nucleotide messenger RNA. RefSeq names its product BTB domain containing 10 (gene Btbd10). Gene Ontology annotation, molecular function: protein binding. The coding region runs from base 383 to 1810 and encodes 475 amino acids. The record is from RefSeq and is a predicted model, not a curated record. Lineage: Eukaryota; Metazoa; Chordata; Mammalia; Rodentia; Cricetidae. The transcript has 11 exons. Gene Ontology annotation, biological process: positive regulation of phosphorylation. Gene Ontology annotation, cellular component: cytoplasm.